AUUUCCAGCGGAGGGUUUGCGAGGCGUUGGUGGUUCCCGAUGAUACAGUAUUCGCCGGGUUACGAAGAAUUUCCUCGCCCGAGGAAGCUGUACUGUACAGAACAGAUCUUGAUCUUCUGUAUGACUUGCUUUCAGGUAUGCCAAAGAGUUUAGAGAUGGAAAAGUCCAAACAAAGUUACAGAGUAUUUUCCAGACUGGAGGAAUGAGGAUACAGUCUCUUUACUUUUAAGAGUUUGCCACAAUGGGAAACAUUAUUUCCAAAAGAAUUUAUCCCUUUUUUCUGAAGAACAGCAUGAAGACUAACUAUGUGAGUCAAGGAGAACACUACUUCAAUGAAAAGUCCACAUUAGAAACCUGUUGCCAUCCCAGUAUCCAAGAAGUAGACAGCAGCGAUGAGGAUGCUGAAGAUAGGUUUUACAGGUUUGUGAUUCUUCAUGCUGAGGAGGACAUAGAAGAAGCCAUUAGAGUCCAAGACUUGUUACAAAAUGAGUAUUGUAUCAAGCCAGGACUAAUCUUUGCAGAAAUGCCUAGUGGUAGGCAUUUGCUAGAAAAUUUAACUAAUGCCAUGAACGAUUCUGCCUGGAUAAUUAUCUUGCUGACAGAAAACUUCUUAAGAGAUCUUUGGUGUGAAUUCCAAUCUUACACUUCUCUUUUGGGUGCACUGACCAUCCCACACAAAUAUAAUAGUGUCAUACCCAUGAGGCCACGGAAUAAACCACUCCCAUGGGAGAGGACUCCUUUCAUCCUACAGUGUGUGAAUGUUCUGCAAGAAGAUAGUCCUGGAUUUUCUGAUCAAGUAAAGAAAACUUUCCAAGAGGCUCGAUACAGGCAGCAGGAAGAGGUGUGGCGAUAUGGGAGAAAGAAAGAAAUGGCCAAAAAAGUCCUUGAUUGGUAAAUGUGGAAAGCAGCUUUCCCUAACCAGCUGGCUUUCAGAAAGGCUAGAACUCAAUGUGUUCACAACCAGUAUGAGCAAUAAUCACACUGACUGCAAUGAUGGGGAAUAUGGUACUAGCACAUCUGAAAAACAUUGGCUGGAAGAAGGCUAUUAUAAAUACAUUUUUCAGAAAAAUGGAAUGUAAUUUAUUUCAUUGAAGAUGCUGUGAUACCCUAAUCUAUCUCCAUUGUGUUCAUGUUGCUUUGGAUACUUAAACAAGAGUUUGGGAGAGGAGGUCCUCUUCAGAUGAGCAUCCUGGGAUAAUGCUACCCAGAAGAGUUGUUUUCCACCUUCCUAGCUAUAAGCUUUGAAAGUCUUGAAGAGAGGGAUCAGAGGCCUGUGCAUGGAGUAAGCAUUCUAUUUCUAGGAUCUUCAGUUUGAGAUUUUCUGGUGAUAAGGCUUGGAAAGACAUCUGUCAGAACUCUUGGGAGAGUCACGGUGAAUCGCAGUAGUGGACUCAAUGAAAUGAUGGCCUCGCCUGUUUUCUAAGAGUUAAAAGCAGUUUUAAAGACUAAUCAUUGUGGUGUAUACAUUUAUCCUAUUUCUAUCUUUGAUAGAUUUUUAUGGAUUUUAGUACUGUUUUAGAAAUAUGGGAAUACUAUUUAACCAGACAUCAUAAAGGGAUAAAAGAAAUGUACAUUGCACUAAACCAUAUGAUUUUUGUUAUGAGCCAGCCACUCUUCCAUAUAAAUCAUAAUUUAUGGCUUUAUAUGUAAACCUAGCUCAUUACUAUGUAUCACUCUGUAUUUUUAAUCCUUUUAAAAUGUAUUAUCUGUCUCCCAUCUUCAAAUGAUGCUUGGCAGGACUAUGUUUUCUAUUUAUAUCCCUCACAUUGCCCAGAUCUCAGUUGAGAAUUUCAGUGUUCUUUCUAUGCUGCUGUUUCAUUCAUUGUAAUAAUGUCAUUUCCAUUUGGAUCAAACUGAUGUAUCAGUUCCAAGACUUUUUGUUGAAACAGCUGAAAUACAAACUGCAUUUUUGAAGGAACGCAAUGGAAUUGUAAAGUCUGUACUGUGAAGUUUUGCAAUAUGGGCAGAUCCUUGUGUUCUGCAGAACCUAGGUGUUGCGUCAUUCAGUUAAAACCUUGUUGACAGUUCUGUACUUGUUUUCAUUUAUUAAAUAAUGAGGGUUAAGCAGAAUCAUCAACAUCUCUCAUAACUAAAAUGACCAAAGAUUAUUAAUCUCCCUUGUUUGUUUUUUUUUAGUUUAAUUGUAAACUGCAAUAAAUUGCAUUUGAGCAGAGUUGAAUUGUAACUCAGACAAAUACGUAACAAAUUGGCUACUAAUGAUAGUAAUAAGGUUGGUCUUGCCCUGAUGCCUGUUUGUCUUCAGUUUGUAAGGCACUGAUACAUCACGAUGAAAUUGGGUGCUGAUGCUAGUACUGUAUUCAUUUUCAAUCAUACUAAUUAUACAUGGGCUGGAAGGCAUGAUAAUUAACUGGAUAUAUAGCUGGCUCAAAAAUUAUAUCCAGAGGUAUUGUAUGAAUUACAAUGAGAGAAGCAGAUUCAAAUCCACCUUCAGCCAUGGAAGCCAAUGGAUGACUUCAGGUCAAGCAUUUUUUUUCAGCCCAGGCUAUUUCAAAGGGUCAUUGUGGAAUAAAAUUAGCUGAUAACUAUAUGUAUGCUGGAAGAAAUAGUGCUGCAUAUGCCAUCCUGAAUUUCUGGACGAGAAGGAGGAUAUAAUGUAACAAUAAGUUAAUCAUGUUUUGUUGAAUAAGCCAUAGUUGAUAUAUAGAACACAAGCAUAAAUCAUAGAUUAUAAACCACAAUUGCUGGGUUUACACACAUCAAACACAAAUCACAUUAUGGUUUAGCAUAAUCUGAGAACUUAUGCGGAGAAUGCUGCCAUCUGAAUUAAGGAUCUUGCUCUUUUUGUUAACUUUGUGGUUCAUAAAGUUUUCCUCCUCAAAAUUUGGCUUGUUACUAAGUUAAAGCAUUAAAUAUAUUGUUUUAACAUAGUCCUAUAUGUUUCUUGUUGACUGAUAGUGGGCAAGUGUCCUCAUAGACUGCCACUCAUCUAUUGAUCUACUCUUAUCUUGACUGACUUUGGAAAGGUUCCUCAGAGAAAGCUGUGAAAUGAAUUUGCCCAAUCUGAUUCCUUUUUCUUUUCACAAUAACUAUGCCAGGAUAAUUUUUAAAGCAAUUUUAAUUUGUCCAGAAAGAAAAGCUUCAUCUGAUGUUCUCUAAAACAAGAAGCUAAAAUGAUAUACCUUAAAAUAGUCCAGAUUUGUUCCAAAAAAAAUCAGUCCAGAGGCACAGCUGGCAUAAAAGCCAUGGGCCACAGAUAUUACCUUUGGGACACUGCUUGCUACCUGUUCAACCAGCAAUUUUUAAAAAUUUACCAGCAUAUUACAAAAUCUUAAAAAAAAAACUGGUCCAACAGGCUGCUUUGAAAGAGGAAGUAUGGAAACCUUAGAAUAUGUUGAGAUAUUUCCACUCCUGAAUGCAUAUUAUCUAACCUAUGGAGGAUGGAGUGAAACUAUAUCUCAAAACCAACUGCUAGUUAUGGGCCCAUCUUAAU
Molecule: messenger RNA, 3451 nt
Organism: Python bivittatus (Burmese python)
Lineage: Eukaryota; Metazoa; Chordata; Lepidosauria; Squamata; Pythonidae
Gene: TICAM2
Product: TIR domain containing adaptor molecule 2
Biological process (GO): TRIF-dependent toll-like receptor signaling pathway; positive regulation of type I interferon production; positive regulation of canonical NF-kappaB signal transduction
Cellular component (GO): endosome
Molecular function (GO): signaling adaptor activity
Source: RefSeq, a predicted model, not a curated record